GGGCGGGGCGGCGGGGCGGCGGCCCCGAUGAUCGCCCUGCCCCUGGGAGGCGCCUGGCGCGGCCCGCCCGCCUGCGAGGCCGCGGCCCCGCCUGGCCGCCGAGACCGGCGCUGCGGGGACGUGGGCAGCAGUAGAUGUGAUGGCACCAAGAAGAAAAGAGAAAUACAAGCUUCCGGUUCCACUCCCAGAAGGCAAAGUUCUGGAUGAUAUGGAUGGAAACCAGUGGGCACUGGGCAAGAUGAUCGGCUCUGGAGGGUUUGGAUUGAUAUACUUAGCUUUCCCCACAAAUAAACCAAGUAAAGAUGCAAGACAUGUAAUAAAAGUGGAAUAUCAAGAGAAUGGCCCAUUAUUUUCAGAACUUAAAUUUUAUCAGAGAGCUGCAAAAAGAGAAUAUAUUCAAAAGUGGAUAGAACAGAGAAAACUUGAUUAUUUAGGAGUUCCUCUAUUUUAUGGAUUUGGUCUGACUGAUUUUAAAGGAAGAAGUUACAGAUUCAUGAUAAUGGAAAGACUGGGAAUAGAUUUACAGAAGCUCUCAGACCAGAAUGGUGUUUUUAAAAAAUCGACUGUCCUGCAACUUGGAAUCAGGGUGCUGGACAUACUGGAAUAUAUACAUGAAAAUGAAUAUGUUCAUGGUGAUAUAAAAGCAGCAAACCUACUGUUGGGCUACACAAAUCCAAAUCGGGUUUAUCUUGCAGACUAUGGACUUUCCUACAGAUAUUGUCCCAAUGGGAAUCACAAACAGUAUCAGGAAAAUCCCAGGAAGGGCCAUAAUGGAACAAUAGAGUUUACAAGUUUGGAUGCCCACAAAGGAGUAGCCCCUUCCAGAAGAAGUGACAUUGAGAUCCUUGGUUACUGCAUGCUGCGCUGGCUAUGUGGGAAGCUACCUUGGGACACAUACCUGGAGGACCCUGUGGCUGUCCAGACUGCUAAAACCAAUCUGCUGGACGAACUCCCAGAGUCUGUGCUUACGUGGGCCCCCCCUGGAAGUAGUUGCUGUGAACUUGCCAAGUUCUUGGCGUGCGUCUGUAAUUUAGCUUAUGAUGAAAAGCCAGACUAUCAGAAGCUCAAGAAUAUUUUGAAUCCAGAUGGAGUACCUUUAGGGCCACUGGAAUUUUCCACUAAAGCACAGAGUGUCCAUGUGCAUACUCCAACCCACCAAAAAGUGGACUCUCCAAAGGUCACUGCGAAAGCAGCCAAUGAGUUACCAGUUAAGUUCACCAGGACAAUCUGUGGAGGGCCGGCCCGAGCUCGGCCCAGCAGAGCAGCAGCACCGGAAAACUCAAGGAGAAAAAAUAUAUAUGAGUAUUCAGAUUUUUGGAGUGAAAUGCAGAGUCUUCAACAGACACCCAGCUAUAUGAGUUUCCAAACUUCAUAUUGUAAGCCCUAUCCAGACUGCACCAGUAGAGGUACAAUCAGGAAGCCAAGGUCUUCAGUUCUGAACAGAUACACUUCCACUGGUGACAUGAGUGUCACAGACUUGGACCGUCCUCCAAGACUUUGGCCUGCAGUUUUCCAGUUGACUCUCAGUGAUGAGAUGAAGACAGAGGUGUACUACUACGGACUCACUAUAGUUUUCCUGCUGACAUUAGUUUGUCUCGCUUUGUAUCUUCUCUGAUGUCAAAUAAAUCAGUUGUUUUCUUUAUAACCAA
This is a messenger RNA of Onychomys torridus (southern grasshopper mouse), 1649 nucleotides long. RefSeq names its product VRK serine/threonine kinase 2 (gene Vrk2). Lineage: Eukaryota; Metazoa; Chordata; Mammalia; Rodentia; Cricetidae. Gene Ontology annotation, biological process: peptidyl-serine phosphorylation; signal transduction. The coding region runs from base 140 to 1615 and encodes 491 amino acids. Gene Ontology annotation, molecular function: protein serine/threonine kinase activity; ATP binding. The record is from RefSeq and is a predicted model, not a curated record. Gene Ontology annotation, cellular component: nucleus; cytoplasm. The transcript has 13 exons.